UUUGACAGUAUAUUUCAGUAUUUGAAGAGUAUAUUUCAGUAUUUGGACAGUAUAUUUCAGUAUUUUGACAGUAUAUUUCAGUAUUUGGACAGUAUAUUUCAGUAUUUGAACAGUAUAUUUCAGUAUUUGGACAGUAUAUUUCAGUAUUUUGACAGUAUAUUUCAGUAUUUGGACAGUAUAUUUCAGUAUUUUGACAGUAUAUUUCAGUAUUUGGACAGUAUAUUUCAGUAUUUGGACAGUAUAUUUCAGUAUUUUGACAGUAUAUUUCAGUAUUUGACAGUAUAUUUCAGUAUUUGA
Molecule: messenger RNA, 297 nt
Organism: Lottia gigantea (owl limpet)
Lineage: Eukaryota; Metazoa; Mollusca; Gastropoda; Lottiidae
Exons: 1
Source: RefSeq, a predicted model, not a curated record